Messenger RNA from Pteronotus mesoamericanus, 7452 nucleotides. It is a transcript of the gene CRAMP1, whose product is annotated as cramped chromatin regulator homolog 1. The transcript is spliced from 22 exons. The record is from RefSeq and is a predicted model, not a curated record. Gene Ontology annotation, biological process: pattern specification process. Gene Ontology annotation, molecular function: chromatin binding. The coding region runs from base 350 to 4186 and encodes 1278 amino acids. Gene Ontology annotation, cellular component: nucleus. Lineage: Eukaryota; Metazoa; Chordata; Mammalia; Chiroptera; Mormoopidae.
UCCGCCGGCCGCCGUAGCCGGAACUGCUGAGCGCGGCUGGCCGGGUCUCCGGGAGGCUGAGGGGCGGCAGCACUGGCUCCCGCAGCCCAGUCAGCCGCACCCCGGCUGCGGAGGGGACGUGCCGGGGCGAGCGUCACCCGGUGACCGUUUCCGAAGCGGGAGCGCCAUACCAGCGUCGCGGACUCGCUGCAGCCGGCGCUCCGGACCCGGGGCUGCCCCGCCCGGCCGGAUCUGAAGGCGCCGGGGAGGCCCCCGGGGGGCUGGGGAAGCCAAGGUGCUGCGAGGCAUUGAUGAAAAAGCAGGCGGACAGGCAGCCGCGGGCCACUAUGGAGUUCACUGUGCACGCAGGAUGACAGUGAAGUUGGGAGACGGCGGCAGCGGGGAGGAAGGGCUCAAGAGGCUGGGCAAGAGGGCGGCCGAUGAGGACGCACUGGAGGGAGAGGGGGCCGGCGGCGGGGACGCGGCCGAGGACAGCGGUGGCACAAAGAGGGACAGCAAGACCCCCCGAGGCGGCGGUCCCCCGGCCCCCGAGGGCGGCCCACAGGCCCCGUCCCCACCGCCCUCGUGCCCGCAGGACCAGCACCACUUCCUACGGUCCAGCGUGAGGCCGCAGAGCAAAAGGCUCAGGAAGGAUUCGUCAGGCGCCGGGGGGAGCAGCAGCGCCAGCAGCUCUGGGCCUCGCGGAAAAGGAGCUGACGGUGGUGGAUCAUCAUCUGGAAAUGGGUCUGGGGUUGCCCCUGCUGCUUCUGCAGGGGCCUCUCGCUCCUCCUCCCGGAACUUAGGAUCUUCUGGUGGUGAGAAGGAAGAAGGCAAAAAGGUCCGUCGGCAGUGGGAGUCGUGGAGCACCGAGGACAAGAACACUUUUUUUGAGGGACUAUAUGAGCAUGGGAAAGACUUUGAAGCAAUCCAGAACAACAUAGCCCUCAAGUAUAAGAAGAAAGGCAAGCCCGCCAGCAUGGUGAAGAACAAGGAGCAGGUGCGACAUUUCUACUACCGCACGUGGCACAAGAUCACCAAGUACAUCGACUUUGACAAUGUGUUCUCUCGAGGGCUGAAGAAGUCAUCCCAGGAGCUGUAUGGUCUGAUCUGCUACGGGGAGCUACGCAAGAAGAUUGGGGGCUGUAUGGAUGACAAGAAUGCCACAAAGUUGAAUGAACUCAUUCAGGUUGGGGCCACCACAGUACGUUAUAAAGGGAGAAACCUACGGAUUAAAGCGCCCAUGUGCCGAGCCUUGAAGAAACUCUGUGACCCAGAUGGCUUGAGUGAUGAAGAGGACCAGAAGCCAGUGCGUCUGCCCCUGAGAGUCCCUGUAGAGCUGCAGCCAAGGAACAAUCAUGCCUGGGCCCGUGUGCAGAGCCUAGCCCAGAACCCCAGGCUCAGGAUGAUUGUGGAGCUGCAUCGGAAGGUCUCCAGCCUCAUUGAAUUCUUAAAGCAGAAGUGGGAGCUCCAUGAAGUACGAAUUCGAAAGACACUUGCGGAGCGGCAGCUGCAGGACUCAUUUGUGGAGUCGUCGCAGGAGAAAGUAGUGCUGCACCUGUUCCCAGGAGAGAACUGUACGCUGACCCCACUUCCAGGAGUGGCUCGUGUGGUGCACUCCAAGGCCUUCUGCACAGUGCACUGGCAGGAGGGUGGCCGAUGUAAACAGAGCUCCAAGGAUGCCCACACGCUGCCUCCAGCCCAGAUCCUGGGCAUCCAGAGCGGGCAGGGUACAGCCAGGGGCCAGGUGAAGUAUCCAAGGGGCGGCACUGAAGGCAAGGGCGGGGGGCGGCCUCCUCCUGCCCCGGAUGUUUCACAGAGCUCUGGAGAGAGUUCCCCUGAAAGUGCCCCUGGGGAAGGGGCUGCCCUAAGCCUCAGCAGCCCGAAUGCUCCUGACAGGCUUCCCCCUGGGCUCCAAGACACUGGGGUACAGCUUGAGAAGACCCCUAUGGUAGCUCCUGUAGAGGGCGGAGGCAGCCCAGCCCAAGAGCCCCGGGCCACGAUCUGUGCCUGUGGCCAGCUCCCAGAGCUGGAAGAUGAGCUCUCUCUCCUGGACCCCUUCCCCCGCUACAUGAAGUCCUGCCAGGACCUCAUCAUCCCUGAGCCAUGCCACUGCGCAGACUCUCGACCCUCAGCAUGCAUCUCCCCAGAGACUCACAUCCCUAGCAGCACAGAGGUGGCAGACCUUGCCCAGGUCAGGGCACCAUCCCCCGUCCGCAGCCUACCUGGCCUGGAGCCUCAGCCCAGCCCAGGGCCCCAGCCAGAUGUUUGCACUAAAGACUCAGUAGAUGCUCCUUCGGAGGAGCCCCAGGAGAAGGCAAGCCCCCUGGACCCCCCACCACUUCAGGGACAGCCUUCUGUUAAGCCCCCGAAGGACAUCCCUGCCAGCCGCCUGGCACAGCAGCUCCGCGAGGAGGGCUGGAACCUGCAGACCUCUGAGAGCCUGACACUGGCCGAAGUCUACCUCAUGAUGGGAAAGCCAAGCAAGCUGCAGCUGGAGUACGACUGGCUGGCUGUGCUGGGUCCCGAGGGCCAGGGCCCCGGUGGCUCCCCACCUGCCUCCUUCCACAAGCAGCGCCUCCUCAGCUGCCUCCUGAAGCUCAUCUCCACUGAGGUCAACCCUAGGCUGGCUCCAGAGUCAAAUGCCAGCUCUAUGGCCUCAGUGAGACCUGCCCAGGAGGAGCAGCUGACAACCCCUCCAGGGAAGGUGGUGAACAUCAGCUCCCGAAGUCCCCGCUGCCCUCGAAACCAGUCUGCCCUUCGCAACAGCAAGACCUUCUCUCCCAGCUCUGCUCCUUGCCCCUCCUCAGGUUUGAGAAACCCUCCAAGACCCCUCUUGGUGGCCGGUCCCUCCAGUACAGGAAGCAGUGACUCAGAUGGUGGCCUUUUUGCCGUCCCAACAACUUUGCCACCCAAUAGCCGACACGGGAAGCUAUUCUCUCCCAAUAAAGAGACAGAAUUGACUUUCCUUCAGCAUCUGAACUCCAUCAGCAUGCAGUCGGAUUUCUUCUUGCCAAAGCCCCGGAAAUUGCAGAACCGGCACCUACGGAAGCCACUGGUGGUCCAGAGAACCCUGCUUCCUAGACCAUCUGAAAACCAGUCCCACAAUGUCUGCUCCUUCUCUAUCAUGUCAAAUUCCUCAAUAACCGGGAGAGGCUCGUUCCGGCCCAUCCAGUCCUCCCUGACCAAAGCGGCUCUGUCUCGGCCAAUCAUGCCCAAGGUCCUUCCACCCCAGGCCACGGGCCAUCUGGCCAGUGCUGUUGACUUAGCGGCUACAAGUGCUGGCAUUAUCCCUGGGAGCCCCCUCCCCGUCUUGGAUGCUGAGGGCUUGUCUGGCAUCUCUCCACUAUCUUCAGAUGAGGCAACAGCUGCCCUCUCGGGACAAGACUCUGCUGGCAACCACCAAAAUAGAGACUCCAUCCCUGCCACCGUGGGGGGUUCAAGUGAUCCAUUUAUCAGCAUCCCCUCGAGGUCUGAGCAGGAGCCAAUGACAGACGGUUUCCAGGGUUCGCCUGUCCUCUCCUUAUCAGAGCUGUCCAAGGCUCCUCUCCACAAUGGACUUUCCACCUCACCCUUGGCAGAGGGCUCCAGCACUCGACUCUCUCCACCUAACGUUUCUGCUCUGCUGGAUAUCUCCCUGCCUGGCCCACCUGAGGACGUGCUUUCACAGGGAGAGCCUGCCACUCAGAUCAGCGACUCCAUUAUUGAGAUUGCCAUCAGCUCUGGCCAGUAUGGUGAAGGAGUCCCUCUUUCUCCAGCUAAACUAAAUGGCAGUGACAGUUCCAAGAGUCUCCCUUCCCCAUCCAGCAGCCCCCAGCCAGACUGGAUUGCUUCACCCACCCAUGACCCCCAGUGGUGCCCCAGCGACCCCACGGACUCAUCCCUCAGCAGCUUGUUUGCAAGCUUCAUCUCUUCGGAUAAGGGCCGGAAGAUGCUGCCAACUCCAGCGGGGACCCACAGUGGCACCUCCCUGCUGGGCCCCAGCCUGCUAGAUGGAAACUCAAGAGACUCAUUUGUGUCCAGGUCCUUGGCUGACGUGGCAGAGGUUGUGGAUUCCCAGCUGGUGUGCAUGAUGAAUGAAAACAGCGUUGAUUACAUAUCUCGGUUCAACGACUUGGCCCAGGAGCUGUCCAUUGCUGAACCCAGCCGCCGAGAGGUUCUGUUUGAUGGCAGUGGAGGUGCACCCCCUGUCAGCGAUCUAUCCCAGUGAACGUACCUCGUAGUGGGGGCAUCCUAGAGGCAUCAUAGGAAGGUUUACCAGGCUAGUGAUCCUCAACUGUGGUAGGUAAAGCCCUCUGCAGACUAGAGGAACACAAAUCAAGCCCAAGAUCCCCAAAAGACGGUCAGAAUAGAGACACCUCUGCACCCCAGAAUAUGCAACAUGCUGGAAGUCGUGUCCCAACAGGCAUAGGGCAGUAGUGGCCUAGGAGAUGAGGCUGAGUUCUGGAAGGGUCAAUGUUAGACAUUACUGUGGCCUUGGAGCAGCUCUUCAUUCUUCACCAGUUGUGGGAUCUCAUAUUGGGGUCUCCAUAAUGACCACAUCUCCACCCAGGCUUCUGCCUUGGUUAUUGUGUUGGACAGUCCGGAGGGUCUUAACUUUCUGAAAGGAAGGGGUGGGUGUGCCCUGGCGUAGUUGUUGCAUCCUAGGGAAUUGUAAUCUUCCUGCUCUCUGCAGGGAGGCUGCAGACCAUGGCUGCAUUCUUUCUGCCAAACUUAUGCCACACUUCGGUUGCUUCUCUGCAGAGAGAUGAUGGAGGGCGGAGGGGUGGGGAGAACAGCUAGGCCUGGCCUGGUGAUAUCUGUACCCACAGAUAGCAGACACUUCAGGGACACUGAUCACAGGGCAGCAGAAGGGUCCCAGGACAGUGUAACUGGUGCCAUCACCCCAGAAAUACUGACCCUUGCCUGGUGCUUCCCUAUCUAGAUGUGUGUUCCAAACAGGAAGGGGAAAGAAUCAUGUCUUUUGCAUGAUUGUGUGGACUUUUAGAAAAAACUGCUAAUCUGGUUGGAGAAUGUUUCUUAUUUUAAAAAUUAGACAAUGAAGAGGUAAAACAAUUUAGUUGGUUUCCUUCCUGCAUCCAUCUACAAGUUUCUUCAAGGUGAUCUAUGAUGUUUCUUCUCUCUAUUGGGAUGAUCCCUGAGCACUUGUUUGACUACAGUUAAUACUUUCUUGAACUUCUAAUGUGUUACUGUUUAGCAUCUGUGACAAGUGGAUUUUGCAGGGAUGGUUCUCUUCUUCAGUCUCUUUUUUCAUUUUGUUAGCCUAAGAGCAGAGAACACUCUGAUGCAUAGGUUUAAUCCCUCAUGUCUACUUUUGUCCUGUGGGUCUCCUAUUUCACUUCUUCCUUUUUACGGAAUGCAGUCAAGGGUCACAUGUCCUGGUGCAGUUAGAGCACUAGUUUUUACUACUGCAGGUGGUCCAACAUCUAGUUCUUCCCCAGAACGGAGUUACCAAGGCUUCCAUCAGCCUUCUCUGGAGCUCUUACCUCUAAUGUGGCUUCCUUCUUUCAGAUCUUGUUCUAGGCACAAACAUCACUCCUAGGAAAAGUUCCAAAGUUCUGGAGAUAGAAAGGGACAUGGUAUCCUGUUAUUAAGAAAUAUAGACAGCAUUAUUUGAACCAGAGUAUCUUUAAACUACUUAUGUUUUGUGAUCAGUAUAUCAGCUUCCUGAAAUCAGCACCCUAUUGAGCUGAACAAGAUCAGGAUAUCUUUGGGCAUCUUACUUGGGUAGGUCUGCAGUAGGUUAGGAAACAAGGCUGAGCUUAGGCCACAACUAGCUUCCUCAUACCUCUCUACUGUGUGGGACCAGAGGUGCCAAGUAACAUUGGAGCAUAGAUGCCAAUGGCAGUGUGUACUGUGCCAGAGAUGAAGGGUUCCUGAGCUGCUUGUUCAUUGGGACACUGGGAGGCAGUCUAGUUGGUAGAUUGGCACCUGUUACUCAGUGACAUCCCAAAGGAGAAAAACUCUGGAGACUCAGAUCAGCUUUUGUAGGCUAUUUAGUAGCACCUUCUGCCUGGAUCUCUGGCAUAGACUCCAUCUGGGAGUUGCUGACUGGCCAGUGUCAUUCAUUGGGGAAGUGGGCUAGGAAGGAGAGUGGACUAACUCUUCUCACCUGUAAUGAAACUUACACAUUUCCAGAGAAUUCUGCUUCUCUAGCAACCAGAUGCUUAGUAUAAGUGUUUGCUUGCCACAUUAAGGGGAGAAUGGUGUCAUUUGUAGCAUUAUAAGGAUGGAUACAUUUUUUCCCAGCCUAAGUGAAUAUUAAAAUAAGCAACUGUUAAAGGCUGGAUUUUCAAAAGACCCAAAAUAGAGAAGCCUCCUAUCUCCUGCAUCUUUCUCUGCCUUUCCAAUGGAAGUUGUAAUAGUUUCAGUAUACACCUGUGGCUUCCCUGUACAUUUGAGCAUGUUGUAAUUAACACAUCGGUUUCUCAGAGACAUGUUUUCCUGGUCACUCUAAUGUUGUCUGGCAUCUUUUUGCUGAUUCAUCUUUUAUGAGAGUGAGAUUGUCUCUGGUCUCAAGGGAGUUAGUGCUGUGGCCUUGAUUCUUAUUGUGACUCUCCAGUGGUGAGCAUUCCCUUCUUUAGAAAAUGCAGACAAAUUGAAGUUUUUGGUUCCACAUGAAGUUUGUGAUAACAUUUUUUUUUUUUUUUUUAAUUUCUCUGUCUUCCGGAUGUAGAGCACUUGCUCUCAGGGAGUGGGGAUAAUUGGAAACAUUUAGUCAGUUGAUCUGCAUGAUUUCUCACAUCUUCAGGUUCUCAGCCUCAGAAUCCCAUUCUUUAUCAUUCUGUAUCAUGGCCUCACCACUGAUGGGUGUCCCUUUCAAUGUAAUAGCAUUUUAACUGAGAUUAUACCAUCGAACCCAAACUUGUGCAGAAAAAAGUUAUGGAAUAAAACACUGGAAACAAGCGGAUGAGGAGCAUACCAGCUGCUAUGGGGUUGGGGUUUUUUGGGGGGUUUUUUUGUUGUUUUUUGGGGUUUUUUUUUUUUUAAAGACAUUGAGAUCUAUCAGAUGCAUUUGUGAGAAAAAUAGGGCACUUUGUCUUGAGGGGGGAAAAAAGAAACCACAGCAAACCUUUCCUGUCAGAGCUCUCCUAAUCCCACAGUAAUUUGUAAGUCUCAUUAAGUAAGUUCAGGCUUGGAAAGCACUACAACAACCUGUACCCUUUGUUCUGUAACAGGAUAACUGGCUCCAGAGCUUCUUGUCUGGGCAGCGGAACUUACUGCUGUUUCUUUUAAAUAAUCGUUAAGCCAUAUCAUCUAAGGUUUUCGGCUUGUUUGAGAUGUGAAUUUGUUUUAUAGAUAAUAAAUAUACAUAUACAGUAUAUGUAUAAAGCAGAAUGCCUGUCCUUCCUGAUUACUUUUUGUACCAUAUUGUAAAUUACAUUAUUUAUUCUUUACCAAUUUUGGGAAUAAAAGGUGUUUUGGUUAUUUAAUAUAAUAAACAAAAAGCUGUUAAACUUCUUAUGUUUAAAUUUC